Molecule: messenger RNA, 1260 nt
Organism: Coniosporium apollinis CBS 100218
Lineage: Eukaryota; Fungi; Ascomycota; Dothideomycetes
Exons: 3
Coding region: 1-1260 (419 amino acids)
Molecular function (GO): protein binding
Source: RefSeq, a predicted model, not a curated record
AUGUCAUCGACCAGCCCUUCUUCUGGAUCACCUCGAUAUCAGCAGCCUGAGCUACAAACUCAGGUCGCUACUCUACCUCCACCUCAGCCUACAUACAUUUUUCGCGGCCACAGUGCUCAGAUCCAUGGGGUGCACUUCUUGCGACAGAACAGCCGCCUGCUGACCGGUGACGCUGAUGGAUGGGUUGUACUGUGGAAUCUUUCUACCAAACGGGCAGUUGCCGUCUGGCGAGCCCAUGACGGCGCGAUUUUGGGACUGGGAGACUGGGCAGAGGACAAGAUCAUUACUCAUGGGCGGGACGCGUCGCUCAAAGUAUGGCAGCUCCGUACGCAGGACGAGGCCACAUUCUCCACCGUGUUACCAGUCGACGAUCCAGUCACACAUCGUCAGAACCCCUGGUUGUUGCAUUCAUUGAGCGUGAACACAUUGAACUUCUGCUCCUUCUCCUCAUGCAAGCAGCAACGGUCAGAGUUGACGCCCAUCGAUGAAGUGGACGAUCUACCUGAACCGCUCGUCAUAGCUGUGCCAGGGACAAAAGAUUCCCAGGUGGACGUUUUCCAGCUUCCGAGCGAAAGACGAAUGUCGACCGUUCCGGAGGUCAAAUCUAAGAAGGCAGGCAUGGUGAUGGCCAUCAGGAUUCUCUACACAAAUGAUCUCCUCGCUAUAACUGGCUACGAAAGCGGGCACGCAGCGAUCCACGCGCAUAGCUUAUCAGACAACACCUGGCAGCUUUUAUAUCUAUGCAAUGCUCACACCCAGCCGAUUCUCUCCCUGGACGCCUCCCCAGAUCUCAAGUGCUUCUUGACUUCCUCGGCAGAUGCUGUAAUCGGCAAGCACCCCCUAGUUGAAUCACCCAAGACACAGUCUGGAGAGCGCAGCGCCGACGGUCCUCUCAAGGCAGUCAACACGGGCCACGCUGGUCAACAAAGCUUGCGUGUCAGGAAUGAUGGCAAGAUCUAUGCCACCGCAGGCUGGGACGGGAGGGUGAGGGUGUACUCGACGAAGACGAUGAAGGAACUGGCGGUUCUGAAAUGGCACAAGGAGGGCAUCUACGGUGUAGCGUUUGCCAACAUCGAUGCACCCCCACACACGGCGGCUUCAGCGCCGGUAGAAGAUGACGUAACAGUUGCCUCGACUACUCAGUCGCUGACGCACGCUGCGGGCAGCGUAAGCCAACGAAGGGAUGCCAAAGCGAGAACUACACACUGGCUAGCGGCAGGCUCGAAGGACGGAAAGGUCAGUUUGUGGGACAUUUACUGA